UGAAAUUCAUCGUCACAUUAAAUUCAACUUUUGAAUGAAAUAGAUUUUCCAAACUUCACCAUGAAGUUCAUUUUAUUAUUUUCGUUGCUGGUUAUAAAUUUGUCAGCGCAAGCACGGAGUAUCAAUAUAGGAUAUCGUGUUCGUCGAGCGGAUGAUGUCUCAAACGAACCAACUAAAAGUGGUGAACUGUUGCUCAAAAAUUCGGUAGUAGGACCGCCAAAAGGCGCGCCACUCAUAACAUUGAAUGUAAACUCGAAACUCGACGACAGCGAUUUGAAUGAUAUAAUCAAUAAGGCAAACAAAAAGAAAGAAGAAAAUAAAACCGAAAUUUCGAAUGCAAAAAAUGAGAAAGAAACUGAAAAUCAAAAUGAAAACAAAUUGGAGGCAAAAAGUAAAAUUGAUAAUAAAAGUAAAACGGAUGAUAAUCAAAAAAAUGAUAAUCAAGAAAAUGAUAAUUCAACUACAACUGAUAAAUCGUCAAAUGAUGGGAGUAAGAAAGCAAAUCCUGAUAAAACAAAAAAUAGCAAUAAAGAAAAUAAUUGAAAACAAAAUAACGGCGACAAUACAAUUUGCGAAUCAACCGAAAGUGAUCACGGUUGAGCAAAUAAUUCAGCGACAGCUAUUUAACCAACGGAUAUUGAUUUUCUUAUAUGAACGACACAUAAAAUGAUACUUACUUAUGUUUAAGCAAUAUUGUUUCAUUCAAUCUGUGAAGUUUAAUUUCAGGAAUAAUUACUUGUAAAAUUGAUGUGUAUUCUGUACGUUGUCUAUUUUCGAUUUAAAAGUGAAAUGACUUCGUUAAAUAUAAAAGUUAAAUAAAAAAAAUCCAGAAAAAUAUAUCUUCUUCUUCUGUUCACGCAUUGCAUAAA
Molecule: messenger RNA, 869 nt
Organism: Contarinia nasturtii (swede midge)
Lineage: Eukaryota; Metazoa; Arthropoda; Insecta; Diptera; Cecidomyiidae
Product: GATA zinc finger domain-containing protein 13-like
Exons: 2
Coding region: 61-543 (160 amino acids)
Source: RefSeq, a predicted model, not a curated record